Fibroporia radiculosa is the source of this 4161-nucleotide messenger RNA. RefSeq lists its product as uncharacterized. The transcript is spliced from 23 exons. Gene Ontology annotation, molecular function: ATP hydrolysis activity; ABC-type transporter activity; ATP binding. Gene Ontology annotation, biological process: transmembrane transport. NCBI's taxonomy places the organism in Eukaryota, Fungi, Basidiomycota, Agaricomycetes, Polyporales, Fibroporiaceae. Bases 1 to 4161 code for a protein of 1386 amino acids. The record is from RefSeq and is a predicted model, not a curated record. Gene Ontology annotation, cellular component: membrane.
AUGGACCUCUCAGACAUCAAGCGCAGGGAGCUUGGUGUGCUGUUUGAAGACUUACGUGUCGUCGGCCUCGGUGCCUCGGCUGCCAUCCAGCCAACGUUUGGGUCAGUCCUUAACCCAUCCAACUGGCUCUCUGGCAUCCGAGACCUACGACAUCCAGCCACGCGUGACAUUCUCAGUGGUUUCGAGGGCGUAGUCAGACCGGGCGAGAUGCUCCUCGUCCUCGGGCGACCAGGAGCAGGAUGCAGUACAUUCCUACGCACGCUCGCCAAUCAGCGUGCAGACUAUCACGCAGUCCAGGGCCAAGUGCACUACGACUCACUCUCACCUGCCGACGUCUGGGGCCAUUGCCGAGGCGACGUGCAGUAUUGCCCCGAGAAUGACGACCAUUUCCCCACGCUGACUGUUGAGCAGACCUUGGCAUUUGCGGCACUCACACGCACUUCUCACACACGAUUGGAUUCCAUGUCUCGGGAAAAGAGUGUGCAGGUCAUGACGGACGUCCUGAAAUCCGUCUUCGGCCUCCGACACGUGAAAGACACUCUUGUGGGCGAUGCCUCCAUCCGAGGAGUUUCCGGCGGUGAGAAGAAGCGAGUCUCCUUGGGCGAGACGUUGGCAACACGGGGCCUGCUCAACUGCUGGGACAACUCCACCCGUGGUCUCGACUCCUCGACCGCGCUCGAGUUCAUCCGUGCGCUGCGGACGAUCACGAACAUUACGCGACUGACCACGAUCGUUUCGAUCUACCAGGCCGGCGAGCCACUGUAUGAGCUGUUCGACAAGGUGUGCAUCAUCUACGAGGGCCGGAUGGCGUACUUCGGCCCUGCGAACCGUGCGCGCCAAUACUUUAUCGAUAUGGGCUACGAACCAGCACACCGGCAGACUACAGCCGACUUCCUUGUCUCUGUGACCGACCCGCACGGGCGGACGGCGCAUCCGGCCAAGGUGCUGCGUGUCCCGCGCACGGCGAUGGAGUUUGCAGCGCGCUUCCGCGAAUCGUCCAUUUCGCUGGAGAACCGCGCGGAUAUGGAGGCUUACCGUGCCGAGUGCGUUGGGCGGCCAGAUCGCGCGCGGGCGUACCUGGACAGCGUGUGCGACGAGCACGCUGCAUCACAUGCAGGCAAAGGGGGCCCGUAUGUCCUCUCGUUCGCGAUGCAGAUUCGCGCGGUCAUGCGCCGCCGACGACAAAUCAUGCGCGGCGCAUUGACGGCCAUGGCUAUUGAGAUCGGCUCGUUCAUCAUCUUGUCUAUGAUUGUGGGGACGAUCUACCUUCGGAUGCAGCCGUCAACUUCUACAUUCUUCUCGCGCGCUGCUGUGAUUUUCUUCGCGUAUAUCUGGUCUGGUCUCUCAACAAUGGCAGAGAUCCCAACUUUGUUUGCACAACGGUCCAUCGUCCUCCGGCAUUAUAAAGCUGCAAUGUACCACCCUUUCGUAGAGGCUCUCGCUCUGACCCUGGUUGACAUCCCGAUUACGUUCGUUACGAUGACGGUCUUCACCCUAAUUCUGUAUUUCCUCGCCGGGUUGCAAGAAUCGGCACAUCAGUUUUUCAUUUUCAUGCUUUUCGUAUUCGUUAUGACUAUCACGCUCAAGGCAUUCUUCCGCACCAUCACCGCGUCAUUCUCAGAUCCUGCGCCUGCCACCGCCGCUGCGGGUGUGCUAAUGCUCUUCCUUGUCCUCUAUACCGGUUUCCCGAUUCCCGUGCCAUACAUGAUACGAGCGCUCUCGUGGAUCACAUACAUCAACCCCCUCAAGUACGGCUUUGAAGCGCUUAUGGUCAACGAGUUCUCCACGCUGGAAGCAUCGUGCGAGACACUCGUGCCGUCCGGACCUGGGUAUGAGAGCGUCUCGAUCGCGAACCAGGGUUGUGCCGUCGUCGGCUCGGUCGCGGGCUCGGCGACGGUGUCUGGUAUCCGAUAUGUCGAGCUGGCGUAUGGAUUCACGUACAAGCACCUCUGGCCCAACUUUGGCGUGUUAUGCGCCUUCUGCAUCUUCUUCAUCGCUCUGUUGCUCCUCAUCACGGAGGCGAACACGGGUUCGUCAGAGGAGACGUCGGUGGUGAUGUUCCAGAAGAACCAGAAGACAUUGGCGCUCGAGGACGCCUUACGUGCGGCUCCAGCGGGCUCCAGCGACGUCGAGAAGGCAAGUAUGGGCGGGUCUACGACGGUGUCGACACCGACGGGGUCCGAGAUGAAGGAGAAGGCGCGCAUGCCCGACGACGUCCCUGGCAGUCCCAUCGCGGGCAACGUGUUCUCGUGGCAGCAGCUGAGCUACACCGUCUCGGUCUCGGGCGGCAACUACAGACAGCUGCUCGAUGACGUAUCCGGAUAUGUUGCGCCGGGCAAGCUGACUGCGCUGAUGGGUGAAUCGGGAGCAGGCAAGACGACGCUGCUCAACGUCCUUGCUGACCGAGCGGGCGCAGGUGUCGUCAGUGGCGAGCGUUUCAUGAACGGUCAGAUGCUCCCUGCGGAUUUCCAGGCACAAACUGGGUAUUGUCAGCAGAUGGACACGCACGUAAAGUCGGCAACCGUCCGCGAGGCGUUGUUGUUCUCCGCGAAGCUGCGCCAGCCGCAGUCCGUGCCUCUGGCAGAGAAGGAGGCCUACGUGGACAAGUGUCUCCAGAUGUGUGGACUCGAGGCGUACGCAGAUGCCAUUAUCGGCACGCUGGGAUGCGAGCAGCUCAAGCGCACAACCGUCGGAGUCGAGCUCGCUGCGAAGCCAUCGCUUAUUUUCUUGGACGAGCCAACGUCAGGACUCGACUCGCAGAGUGCGUGGGCGAUUGUCAACUUCCUCAGGAGCCUCGCCGAUCACGGACAAUCUAUCGUCUGCACAAUUCACCAACCUUCCGCUGAGCUCUUCGAGGUCUUCGACAAGCUGCUACUUCUGCGCAAAGGUGGUCAGACCGUGUACUUUGGCGAUAUGGGCGCGCAGGCUUCGACUGUGAUCAAUUAUUUCGAACGUCAUGGCGCUCGGCCAUGUGGAGAGCUCGAGAACCCAGCGGAGUAUAUGCUGGACGUUGUUGGUGCGGGUGCAACAGCUACGAGUACGGCCGACUGGAGUGGACUUUGGAAGAAAUCCAGAGAAGCUGAAAAUCUGCAACAUGAUCUGGAGAUGAUUCGCGUGCACGGCCGCUCUCAACCACCAAACAAGCCCACGCGUUCUUCAGAGUUCGCAGCUUCUUGGGGAUAUCAAUUAGCUACUCUACUUGAGAGGGAUCAUCUGACACUCUGGCGAGACCCCGUGUAUCUCAUUGCGAAGAUGGCAGUGAACAUUCUCUGUGCUCUGAUCAUUGGCUUCACGUACUGGAAGCAAAAGAACACCAUUCAAGGAACGCAGAAUCAGCUUUUCUCGAUCUAUAUCUCGACAUUCCUUGCAGCACCGGUCGUGGAGCAAUUGCAGGUGCCUUUCCUGGACAUGCGAAGCAUCUAUGAGAUCCGAGAACGCCACAGCCGGAUGUACCGAUGGUCUGCGUUGAUUACCUCACAGCUACUGGUAGAGAUUCCAUGGAACAUUUUUGGCUCGACACUCUUUUUCGUCUGCUGGUACUGGACCGCUGGUUUCCCAACGCAUCGAGCUCCUUUCACCUUUUUGCUAUUCGCUAUUGUGUAUCCGCUUUAUUACACAUCUUUCGGCCAGGCUUGUGCGGCGAUGGCUCCUAAUGCUGAGAUUGCCGCUCUCAUCUUCAAUGCGCUGUUCGGUAUCAUCAUUGUCUUUGAUGGAGUGUUGCAACCAUUCCGCGAACUCGGCAAAUGGACGUGGAUGAACCGCAUCUCCCCUUCGACAUACUUUGUAGAAGGUUUCCUUGGUCAAGCUGUCGGAAAGUCGGUCAUCAACUGCGCGUCGGUGGAGUUCGUCAAGGUUAACCCCCCGAGCGGCGAGACCUGCAUGCAGUAUCUGGGCGAUUUCAUCAACCUGAACGGUGGCUAUGUCCAGAACCCGAAUGCCACUGAUUCCUGCGACUACUGUCAGUACCGCACGACCGAUGAAUUCUUGGGAAGUCGUAACGUCUUUUAUUCUAACCAUUGGAGGAACCUGGGUAUAUUUUGCAUUUUCACCAUUUUCAAUGUUGUUGCUAUUUAUGCUAUUACGUACUUUUUCCGCAACACUCCCACAUAUAUCCAAUCCCACUUUGUAAUUUAUCAGACGGAUAGCCAGAAGCUACUAUAG